AUAAGGCGGGGACGGGUGAGCCGGCGCGUCAGACGACGCGGAGUUCGCGUCGAGCGCGGGGGGUGGCGGAGCGUGCCGGCCGCUCGGAUUUUACAUAAUAAAGACAACACCACAGGCACAGAGGAGGGAACCCAAAGACAACCGAGACGGGACCGACAAAAAACACACACCCGGGGCCAAGGACAGGCAGGCCUCGAGGCCCUCCUCGCGACGCCAUGGACGAGAGGAAGGAGGCGGCCGAGGCGGAGAUCCAGGAGCACUGCCCCGAGCACUGGUUCUCCAUCUGGGAGCGCGAGUGUCUUGACGACGCCGAGCAGGAGGCGCCCGAGGAGGAUGACCGCCUCGCCCUGGAGAGGGAGCAGGCGGCGCAGAAGCUGUGGCUCUCGUUUCAGAACUCGGCCACGGCGGUCGCCCAGCUCUAUAAAGACCGUGUCUGCCAGCAGCAGGGAGUCUCCUUGUGGAUCCCCUUCCAGAACGCUGCCUCGGCCGUCACGAACCUUUACAAAGACGGCGCAGAGACGCACCGGAGGAGCUACGAGCACGGCGCGCAGAUGGGGCUGCAGCGGCGGACGCGCGACGUCCUCGCCUGGGCCAAGAAGCGGCGGCGCACCAUCCGGCGCGAGGACCUCAUUAGCUUCCUGUGCGGGAAGUCGCCGCCGCCUCCGCCGUCCCGCGGCGGCUGCCGCGCCCCCGCGCGCCUCUCGGGCAUCCCGGCCUCCCCCCGCGUCGCCCCCACGGAGCCCAGCCCCACCGACGACACCGACCUGCAGCCCUUCCGAGAGGCCAUCGCCCUGCACGGCCUGAGCGGAGCGAUGGCGAGCAUCAGCAUGCGCUCGGGCAACCCGGGCUCGCCCACGCACGCGGCCGGCGGCUCGGGCCCGUCGCGUCGCCGCUCCAGCCUGCACGACAUGGACCUCAACACGUUCAUCUCGGAGGAGAUGGCCUUGCACCUGGAGGGGGGCACCACCACCACGACCACGGCGGCAGCGAUGGCGGCCAGCGCGCGCAAGCGCUCGGCCACGUCGCAGUGCCCCGACGUGAUCACGGACUCGCCGACGCACAAACGCAGCCGCCUCAUAUGAGGAGGCCUUGGGUUGGGGGGGGGGAGGGUGACGACGCUGCCCCCUUCCUUCCUUCCUCCUCCUCCUCGUCCACCUCCUCGUCAUCCUCCGACUACGAUGGCAACGGCCACAGAGCGCUUGGAUCCAAGUCUUGCACACCCUUCCCGUUUAAUUCUUAAGAUUCGAGAGGAAAAAAAAAAAACGACGGCAAAAAAAAAAUACUAACUGGACUGGAACCGUAUACUUGUGAGUAUAUGUGUAAACAGAGUGUAAAAUAAAGUUUAUUGGGCAAAUGCAUCUGGAAAAUUGGACUGUUUGGGGAAGGAUAUUUGGUUAGUGUUCUAAUUGCACAAGCUCAGCUAGUUCUCUAAAGGAAAAAUUCUAAGCACUCAAAAACAGGCUGUUAUAAUCUAAACAAAUGAUUAAUCUCCAUGUUACUAAGUGGACUUAACAUGGAUAGAAGUGACCUUAGAGAAUAUGGUCUUAUGAGCGGUAUCAAAAGACUACAUGUAUUUUUUUUCCCAUUCUGUUUGGCAACAUUAAUGCUAUCAUUGCGUAAAAUAUAGAAUAUCUGUUUAAUAGCUACUCAACCGUCACAACUCGGGUUGAACUUAUGCACCUAUGAAAACAUUUCGUUUUGUUAACAAAGAAAACAACGUUUGGAUGGCGUUUUUUGUGAUGUGUACUAUUCAGUGAAAAAAAGAUAUUCUUUGAAGGUUUAAUCCAUUUUGAAAUGAAGCAUGCGUCAGAAGGCAUUUAAAGGCUUUGUUAGGCCAUAUAUGCUGCCCAGCGAAGAAGAGGAUGAUGGAAGUUGUGUUACGCAGACAUUGAAUUUAAACAAGCUAAAACGUGGAGACGAUGUGACAGAAUUAAUUACGUUAUUUUGUCUUGGGAACAUCAGCAGAUGAAGCUUUUAGUGAGGACGAGCAGGGACUCUGCCGCAGGGGUGUUAAUGGUCAGCACACACUGGACCCUGCAAUCCAGAGGUCGCCGGUUCGAUCUCCGGGCAUGGCGGUUGAGAAUUAGCAAGUUCAUUAAAUCUUCCCCUUCCCUCUGGCUACCCAGCAACUAAUCUCAAUCUCAGUUUAUCUCAAUCAUCAGGAUAUUCAUAUUUUGCCGCAGACCUCCUGGUUCAUGCUCUGCUCUUUACCCAUCUGGAAUUCUGUUCUUCUUGGUCACCCUGCCUCUGCCGUCACUACUCUCCCAACAAAUAAAACAAAUUCUUCCUCCUGGGUUAUUUUCAAUCUCCCAUUUAAUUCUCACCACUUUGCCUCCUACUUCAACUCCAUGGGCUUCCUGUUCAAUGCACUGCAGUCUUUUCAAAUAGCUGAAGCUGUGAGUCUUUAAAUCUCUCCAUGGCCUUGCCACCCACCUGAUCAUCUCUCCUCUCUCAUCCCCUGUCCUCUCAAUUCCCAAUCUUCUCUCUGUUCCUCCUCAGUCCUUUUCCCUUGCACGCCUCCACUGGCAUCAACUUCCAUUGUACAUUAAGCAGUCCCCCUCCUUCCCUCUCCUUGCCCCCUCCACUCCUUCCCGUCCCUCCCCUACCCUUUCGUGAUCCCUAAGUAGCCCUCUGUCACUCAUUUCUCAAUCCUUGCAGCACCCUCCUGCCAUGUAAAUCAUGAUAUUCCACCACAGUUGUCUAUGCUGUGUCAAGCACCUCGAGUGAAGGCGCUGUAUAAAUAUACAAUGAGAUAUCUGGGUACACCGCAGUUGAUUGGCAUGUCAUGCGUGAUGUGGUCAAGUAUGGAUACUUGAACUUCUUUACAAGAUGAACACAAAUAGGCUUUCCCCUUUGCAGGAAUAAUACAGGAGGUGUUUAGAUGUUCAAACACCAAAUAUACACCUAUUGCAAGGCUUCAAGUCUGCAUUUACCACGUAUGCGUAGUGAAUGCUUGUUUUGAUGAUAAUGUAUGCAUUGUCCUUGAAACUGAUCAGCCUACACCAGAGACAGCCUCCUUUAUUGGCCUUGUCUCGCCGGUGUUUGACGAUAGAACAGCAAAACGUGACCAGCACAAAGACAAUGCAACUCAUCAAAGCGUUAUCAAUAGCUCAGGUUGAGCAGUUAUAUCUAUGCGAUAUCAUAAGACCCGAUAGUAUUGCUGGAAAGGGUAAAGCCUCUACCUUUUUUUUAUCUUGAUACCAGCAAAAAGGGUCCCAUAGAUAAAUUAUUGCAAGAUUUCCGGGCCAGUGUGGAAGAGUAGAUCAAUAUACCCCCCUGCUGCAGUGCCCUGUUGCAGAGAGAGGCCCUUUCACCAGCAGUGGUGUGAGCACGGAAUGGUAGGGCUGAGCCUUUUACCUUUCAGGACAAUUAGAAAGUUAAAAUGGCUGAUAAUGCUCCCAAGAAUGCAUAUAUGGCCUAAAAUUCUAUGAAUUUUAAAACACUGCUAUUUCGACUUGUCUUAGUGGAAUACAUUUUUUGAGAGUUUAUUUUAGAAAAAAAAUCGUGUCCUUUUAAUGACCAGUGGGGGGUCUUUGGAAUAAAUUACCGUACGUUUGCAAAAAAAGAUGGCUUUCGUGAAUCCUAUGUUGGCGACACAUUGUUGUUGAGCAGCUUGGAGGGGGUGGGGGGGGGGUUAGCCUUUAAAAACGCCAAAUUCCUUUAACCUGAGCGUUGGAAGCCUCGAACCAUUCUACACUCACCACUCAACCUACAACCUCCGUGAGUUGCACACCUGGUGUAUAACCACUAGGCACAUAAGGAUUAUUUUACCUUAGCGCCAAGGUUGUUGCAAGGCCUUAAAACACGUUUCGACUGUUGCCCAUUAACGUUGCUGUGGCGAACGUGAUGAAAUAGCCAUGGUCUGCUCUUCACUGAAUAGUUAAAGUUGCGGGGGGUUUGUUUUCCGAGUUUCGGACACGGCUUCUGCGGCUGCUGUCCGCUGGUGUGGAAAUUGGAAGGACAACGGAGUUGACAUUUGCGUGCACGGACAAUUUGUAAAUUCGCAAUUGUUAUAGAUGUUCCUUGGAAAAAAAAAUAGCAAAUGCACAACUUGACCAUCGGAAACAGGAAAAUGCUCGGUUUCGUUGGCAAAAUGCUGCUGCUCGUUAUGAACUCGAGUAUUUUAUCCAAUUAAUAUAAACACAUCAGCAUUAUUAUCGCCACCUAUUUUUUUGGUAUAGUUAUAUGGUUGACUUAAUGUUUUUCAGCACCUAUCAACGUGAGCAUAUUUCAUGCAUACAUGGAUUUAGAUUUAAAUUUCACAGCCUCUUAUCUCCCCUCCUGCCUCCCCCCACCUCCUACCCCACAUCCGAAGAAAAUAAACUAUUGUUAUUCCAAGUUACAAAACAAAAAUAUGCCCGAGAACCAUUUUUUUUCCCCUUCCCGUUGUCUCUCAUCCUCAUUGGCUCGUCAUCGACUCCUCCCCGGCCCAAGGAUUGCACACUUGUCAGUGAUGGUUCUGUGGUGGUUAUGGCUGUGCUGCUGCUCCCUCCUUUAUUAGCCGCCGGCGGAGGAGGAAGAAGGGGGGGUUGGCCCCGUCGCUGCAUGCCGGGAGGCACGGGCAGCAUCGAUGGUUGGUGGGUGUCAACCGGUGCAUGAGGAGGUCGAGUGGCAACCACCCCCACUGUGGCUCGGCUCAGUGAGUGGCAGCAAAGUUUUGGCGUGGCACUUUUUUUUUGUUUUGUUUCAUUUUUAGCCGAAUGUGGUGUUUGCAUGCUCGGCUGCCAAAUUUUGCAAAUACGCGCUGUUAACAGUCUUCAGGAUUUGUAAGCUCAACGUAUAUCCUAAGGCCCUGUUUUUUGUCGUCUUUUUUGCUUAUUACAAGGCUUUUUGUGAACUUGUAGUAAACAACACAGACUGAAAUCAUGUUGAAAAUAAGUUUUAAUAAAGUACUUGAAUCUCAUGUCAA
Molecule: messenger RNA, 4909 nt
Organism: Petromyzon marinus (sea lamprey)
Lineage: Eukaryota; Metazoa; Chordata; Hyperoartia; Petromyzontiformes; Petromyzontidae
Product: HUWE1-associated protein modifying stress responses-like
Source: RefSeq, a predicted model, not a curated record